UAAGUUAUUUACGGCAAUAUGAACUGGAUGAAGAUUUUAUCAAUUUGUAUGUUACUGACAUUAAGUUCCACCUCACUCAUUGAAGCUUUUAGUAAAGGGUCUCCUCUGACCACCAAGAAAAUGUGGCAGCUCCUUGAAGAAUACUACCCUAGAAUAAUAGGAGGAGUUUUUAAACGUUUCAAAAAUAUUCAACUGCAGAAAUUGGAUAAUGCUAAACGUGGACUUGAUUUGGGCUUAAGUCGUGGAAUAAGCGGCACACAGUCAGGAAAACAUUUAAUCGGCCUAAAUACUGCACAGUUUUCCGAUGGACCUGGAAGAAGGCGCCGUUCAGAAUAGUCAAAAGAAUCCUGAAUGGUCUUCUGCAUAGCUUUCCAAAUAAAAUACAAUAUAGUAUAUCUUUGCAUAGUGCUUGAACUAAUUAUGUGUUGUAUAAUUAUUCUAAACAUUUGCACUUUCAAUUAAUUAACCUCUUAUUAUUAACUAAUCAAUGUUCUAAAUCGUCCCAUGAAUUAUUGGGAUGCUUGUAAUGAUUUCUAAAUUCCAAAAAUAAUUAACGUAAAAUAUAUAACAAUAAUUUAGUAUUGUACUGCUUGAAUGCUCAACCCUGUUUCUCUUCUAAUAUAUGUCGUGAAUGUUCAAAAGUAGAGGUUUCAGUAUUUUACAAUUCUGUAUCAAUUUUUUAUCGCCAGGUUUCUUUAUAAUUCGAUAUCGAUUUGAUUCGACAUUCCUAUUUAAUG
Belonocnema kinseyi is the source of this 737-nucleotide messenger RNA. It is a transcript of the gene Dh31, whose product is annotated as diuretic hormone class 2. Gene Ontology annotation, biological process: body fluid secretion. Gene Ontology annotation, molecular function: diuretic hormone activity; G protein-coupled receptor binding. The coding region runs from base 19 to 336 and encodes 105 amino acids. Lineage: Eukaryota; Metazoa; Arthropoda; Insecta; Hymenoptera; Cynipidae. The transcript is spliced from 3 exons. The record is from RefSeq and is a predicted model, not a curated record.